Messenger RNA from Ascoidea rubescens DSM 1968, 219 nucleotides. RefSeq lists its product as uncharacterized. The record is from RefSeq and is a predicted model, not a curated record. The transcript has a single exon. The coding region runs from base 1 to 219 and encodes 72 amino acids. NCBI's taxonomy places the organism in Eukaryota, Fungi, Ascomycota, Saccharomycetes, Ascoideales, Ascoideaceae.
AUGGCUUCCCAACUAGUUAGAACAAAUUUAAAAAGAUUCUACUCUUCAAGCUUUCGCUACUCCCAAAACUCCCAAAAUUUCCAAAAGAAUUUAGUAUAUCUAUACAUCACAAUCAGUGUUACUUUGCCGUUUUUGCUACCAAUCAAGUCCUCUUUAAAAUCUGAUAAUAUCGAUGCUAAAGGAAUAACUUCUCACCGUUGUUUGCUCUCCAAAAUAUGA